AAAUCACAUGGCUCUCGGCCGCGAUGCUGUUCAAGUUGGUCUAGAACAAGCGACUGAAGAAAGGGAGAAUGGCUCUUCCCAACGUGGGCCACCUCCCAUAAUCGAUACCAAUGAUGUACUCGCUUGUCGGCCCAACAUGGCCGGUAUUCAUGAAGGCGAGCGGACAGGCAAACCUGAACCCAACAAUGGACAAGGGGAACCCGCAGGGACGGCCUUGGUAGAAGUGAUCAAGAAGCGUUCCCAAUUGCUAGCCCAAGCCGGUAAACGCAUCCCAAAUCCCAACUUGCCGAUCCAACCGAUCACAAGCUCUCGCCUUGUCCCUCGGUCUGCCUUAGCAACAGAUACUGACAACCAAUCUGUGGAUGGCAGUCAAGUCAACCUGAUUGAUUUCUUGUCUCAACCCGCCGCCAACUCUGCCGCUCUUGGGAUCAGCGCUUCCGCCCCUGCGCAUCAACCGCGCACCUUGAUGGGAGAGGUCCCAUCUGUUAUAAAGAAACUCACGGCCAAUACACAAUCUGUGCCCGGGCCCCCAUUAAAUGCACCUAAUGAUGUGCAUCCGCAGAUUAACAUCACUGAUGAGAAUGCCGAACUGGGCCAUCACCCGAUUGUUGGAUCAACUUCCCUUCCAAGAGCUGGGCUUAAUCCAAUGGCAGACUAUCGGUUGGCACACUCUUUCUUUGUUCUAGUACUAAUAAACCAGUCUAACAGAUUCUUUUCCUUUUUGGUAGAAAUUGACUCCCCACUAUGCACGGAUAUCACGUUCUACCCAACCGAUGUGGAAAAAACGAUUGCGACCGUCUACAUUUCAUCUGUCUCUUUUGAACAAUUGAAUACGCUCGGUGAAUUGUUCAAGAAGGCCCUGGCCAAAGAAGCCGCUGUGAUAGACAUGGACCGCCUGAAAAUGGUCAUUGAGCGAGCAGCCUUAAAAACUUGCAAUGUCAUGGAAGUAGAUGCAGCUGACAGUCUAUCAUCAGCUAUCAUAUCUAACUUCCUCUGCGGUGGUAGCUCUGAUUUGAUAUCUGAUGAGUGUGGAUGUGUCUAUAGGAAGUAUACAGAAGCACUGAGGGUGAUCAGAAGGGCAACGACGGUGCCUCCAAAUCAUAAGAAGAAGGCGAUCAGCUUCCACGAUGAGUCUUUGGCCGUCCAAGUUUGGUUGUUCAAGUCUCUCAAGCUUUGGUCUUUUUGUGUCGAUCUGGAAGAGUCUAUCGGGACGGUCGAGUCGACUCAGAAAGCUUAUGAUACUAUCUUUGAGCUGAAGAUUGCCAAUGCGCAGAUUGUAGUGAAUUAUGGAAAUUUCUUGGAAGAGAAUGAGUAUUGGGAAGAGUCAUUCAAAGUAUACAAACGCGGGAUCGAGUUAUUUACGUAUCCAAUCGUGUUUGAGAUCUGGAACACGUAUCUGAACAAGUUCAUGAAGCACUACCAGGGGAAGAAGAUUGAGCGGGCACGGGAUCUGUUCGAACAAGUGUUGGAAAAAUGUCCGGAGAAGUUCGUCAAGCCAAUCUUCCUCUUGCUCGCCAAACGGGCCAUGGGCGUGCUUGAACGAGCUACUGAGAAAGUGGCGCUACAUGACCGCUUUGAAAUGUUCGCUUAUUAUAUCGCUAAAGCUACCGAAAACUUUGGACUACCUGCGACUCGUCCGAUCUAUGAAAAAGCGAUCAAGUCGUUGCCCAAUAAUCAGACCGCCAAAAUGUGUCUAAGGUUCGCUAAUCUUGAGCAAAAGUUGGGCAAGAUUGAUCAGGCUAGAGCUAUUUAUGCCCAUUCUUCCCAGUUUUGCGAUCCCAGAACUUCGCCUAAGUUUUGGGAAACUUACCAUAAUUUUGAGAUUCAACAUGGAAGUGAAGAUACAUUUAGAGAGAUGUUAAGGAUUAAACGAGCCGUUCAAGCUUCAUUCAACACGGAGACAUCCUAUCUGGCAGCCAAAGCAGCAGCCGCAAGAGCCGCUGGUAAUCGGGGUGGUGGGGCCACUGUCUCUCAACAACAAGAUGAAGAUGAUGAAACAGGAUCAGGAGACCCGAUGCGUAGACUCGAAAAAGAUGACCCUGCUUCUUCUACUACUGCGGGCAAUCAAGCUUUCGUCUUGUUGAAAAAUAGGCAGGCUCAAAUCGACCGUUCUGGGCCCCUUAACCCCGAUCAACAAGCUACCAAUAAUUCCGCUAAUGUUGAUGAGAUUGCAAUCAAUGAUGAUGAUGAUUAA
Molecule: messenger RNA, 2194 nt
Organism: Puccinia graminis f. sp. tritici CRL 75-36-700-3
Lineage: Eukaryota; Fungi; Basidiomycota; Pucciniomycetes; Pucciniales; Pucciniaceae
Exons: 10
Coding region: 8-2194 (728 amino acids)
Biological process (GO): mRNA splicing, via spliceosome; generation of catalytic spliceosome for first transesterification step
Cellular component (GO): post-mRNA release spliceosomal complex; U2-type catalytic step 2 spliceosome; Prp19 complex
Molecular function (GO): protein binding
Source: RefSeq, a predicted model, not a curated record